Messenger RNA from Poecilia latipinna (sailfin molly), 2770 nucleotides. RefSeq lists its product as uncharacterized. Bases 193 to 2175 code for a protein of 660 amino acids. The transcript is spliced from 3 exons. The record is from RefSeq and is a predicted model, not a curated record. NCBI's taxonomy places the organism in Eukaryota, Metazoa, Chordata, Actinopteri, Cyprinodontiformes, Poeciliidae.
UGAAUUCUUUCCCUUUGCGACGGGACUUUUGAGAGAGACGCUUAAAGGAGCAUUUAAAGCCUCGGAAGGUUUGAGCUUGUCGAGAAGUCUGCUAGCAAAACUUGCUGAAGAAGCCCUUGGUGAACAAACCUGCGAAAGACGGUUCCUGGCCAGGAGAAGCAUCAGCAGGGUGAUCAGCUGGAAGGCCAUACUAUGGCGCUUCCAGCAGAUGGAUCCCCAAUGUUGGAGGGACAUCCAGACAAAGGUAAGGAUCAUGGUAAGGUAUGGUUAAAUGAAGCCGACAUUGUUUCUGAAGACCAUGGAGAGGAGUUGAGGUAUAGUUCACCUCCACAGUAUAUGGACUGUUCUACCAGCUCCAGUGGUAGCAAUACUACCAGCUCCAGUGAAGACGAGGUAGGUAAUGACUGUACUACCAGCUCCGAUAAAGAUGAGGUUGAUAAUGAAGACCAGGAUGACUUUAAAUCCCAACUUCGGGUUGUCCAGGUCCUUCAACCAAACAUUAAAUUCCUGUGGGGCAUAGGAGUGCUUGAACAGUCAUUGAAACAUGUGAAUUUGAUGGUUGAUCAACUGUGCUCCACUGACAGUAGUCUAACUAUGGACCGUGCCGAUGUUGCGUCACAGUUGCUUGAGAUUCUUCCCCCAAAUUUCAAAUACAUACAAGACAUUAGGGUGGCUCAGAAGCCUCAAGAAGACACGGCUCCCUGUACUUCACUUGAAUUCACAUCUGGACUUGACAAACAGGAAGAGCCUAUUUUGCGUCCAGAGAAGUCCAGACCCAUCGCUACCUCGCAACAUCAUCAGGUAGGUUUGGAAGAGGACGGGUCUUCUUUGACUUCCGGCCACACCAGGAACACUACACAGAAGGUGGAUGCUGUGAAGGAGGAUGACCCAUCAUCAAAGCUUAGUUUUGGUACUGUGCUUCCUUCCAGCUUUACAUUCACAUUUGGACUUGACAAAGAGGAAGAGCCAAUUUUGCAUUCACAGGACUCCAAACCUAUCAGUACCUCACAACAUCAUCAGGAAGGUUUGAAAGAGGACGGGGCUUCUUUGACUUUUGGCAGAGCCAGGAUAACAACGAAGAAGGUGGAUGCUGCGAAGGAGGAUGACCCAACAUUAAAGCUUAGUUUUGGUACCGUGCUUUCUUCACUCUUUAUGUUCACAUCUGGACUUGACAAAAAGCAAGAGCCCAAUCCAGAGGACUUCAGCCCAAUCUGUACCUCGCCACAACCUCUCGGGGGCUGGAAAAAUUUAGUGGCUUCUUUGACUUUUGGCUGUGCCAACAGAACUACAAAGAUGGUGGAUGCUACAAAGGAGGACGACCCAAAGCCUAGUCAUCAGAUAGGUUUGAAAGAGGACGCGGCUCAUGUGACAUCUGUGACUGACAUUAAUGGAAAGAGGACAAAGGACAGUGAUGCUGAAGACCAGCCCCCAGCCAAGAGGACUAGGGACACUGUUGCUGAAGAGGAGCUCCCCACAAAGAGGACCAAGGAUAAUGAUGAUGCUAAACAGGAGCCCUCUGCCAGGAGGUUCAGGGAGAACCAAGCUGAUGAUGAGCUCCCCUCCAAGAGGACUAAGGACAGUGUUGCUAAAGAGGAGCCCCCUACCAAGAGGACUAAGGACAGUGUUGCUGAAGAGGAGCCCCCAGCCAAGAGGACCAAGUAUAGUGAUAAUGCCAGUUGGGACGAGGUCCUUCAAAGAAUCGGCAGAAGGUUGGCAUGGAGAUAUGGUAAAGAAUGGGAGGACGAGCCCAUUCCGUCAACCCCUCUGUUCAUUCCCUACCAAAAGACAGAAUAUGAAGAUCCCAUUCUGUUAUCCCUUGUCCUCAGUCCCUCCCCAAGGACGUUGUGUGAGGAUCUUGGUCUGUCAUCCCCUGUCCUCAGUCCCUUACGAGGGACGGUGCAUGAGGAUCCUUUUUUCUCUUCUCCCAACCUCAGUCCCUCACCAUUGACACACUGUGAAGAUCCCAUUUUGUUACCCCGCGUUUUCAGUCCUUCGCCAUCAACACACUGUGAAAAUCCAACUGUGUCAUCCCCUGACUUCUGUUUCUGGGUGGAGUCUGAAGGGGUCAUAGAAGAGGAACCAACACCUUCAACAUCUGGUGGAAUUACAGAAAGAGUGAGUUCCAGACACGUGUGGUUUAGACCUCGCUACGUCUUGUCAAGUGACUCUGAUUAGAUUGGGAUCCGUAAAAACUGAAGACCUUUUAGGAAGUCACAUUAGGAUAUCAUUAUUUCUCAGGGUUUUUUAAUUAAAGCCAAUGGCUUUCUAGCAAGCCUGAGGAAGCCUUUGGUAGUGUCUUGCACCGGGGCUUUUCUUUAUCCCGCUACUAGAUUUAGCAUUUUAGAUGUUAAGGAUUCUGGCAGGUUGAGGAAGUCUUAGGUCGAGCCUUGCACCGGGUUUUCAUCUUUGCGUUUUCCUCUCAUCUCCCCCAUGUUGCAGGGUGUAAUAGCGGUUCUUCCCCACACGGUGCUCUCCAAUAUAGUAAAUUAUUCUAUCCUGUUCCUUUACUAAUCCACUCUCCAAGUUUUUAAUCUUUCAGGUUGUAGCUGCUCAUUGCUGGAUCCUUUCAUUGUUGUCCAUGUGGUUCCUGUCCUUCUGGAUCCCUUGUUUUUCACACUGCUUGUAAGUUUUUGCAUUCUACAUUCACAUGAUGCUGCUUGCCUCCUGCUGGUGGUGGGGACCAUCAGCUUUACUAAAUAGAAAUAGAAAUUCACUAUUAGUAAUUUAGAAAGUGUUCAACCAUAUAGAGUUAAAAUUUACAUUAAGUAAG